Symbiodinium pilosum is the source of this 2211-nucleotide messenger RNA. Lineage: Eukaryota; Dinophyceae; Suessiales; Symbiodiniaceae. The record is from the annotation of a GenBank genome assembly.
AUUCUGCACCAGCAGACAUCUUCUUGUUGUCUGAUCGACUCGGAGAGCCACAGAAAGCUGCAGCUUGGCAGCGUGGCAAUGCAUAUCAUGCAGACAGCGAUUUGGCUGCUAGUUUUGGGGCUCAGGACCCAGGGUGCUCGCCUCGGAGAACGGUCUAGCGAAGUCCAGAAGAACCUGAAUGCUGUGGAGGAGCUCCACAGGUAUCGUGCGUUCAACGAAACCGGCAUACGCCUCCUCUUGCAGGGUGAAGACUUGCCUCUCCUUGAGCCCUUCAGUCUUUCAGAAGUGCCCGGGAAAGGCAAGAAAGACCAGGAUGUCCAGCUUCCCGUGAAGUGGCGAUCGAAGCUGCAAAUCACGAAAUGGCUAGGUGCUGGCACCUUCGGAAAGGUAUUUAAGUGCAAAGUUCUUUGCGAGACGCAUAGAGAUUUGUACGUCUCGGUGAAGUACAUCGAGGAGAAGAGCAAGCUUGUCAGGACGGAGAUUGGGGUCCUUGAUGCGAUGAAGGGGUAUUCCGACUUCUGCAUUUCAGCAAUUGGAUCACCGUCACACAUUGAGGACCCUCACGGCUUCUGGAUCAUGAUGCCAUACAUGAACCACGGGGACCUCCACGACUUCCUCAAACAGUGCCACACGCAUCGUGCAUGCUUGAACGCCGGAAGUCGCGAAGGCAGAAGAGAUUUCACCAAAGUUGAUCCUGCCUUCACGGAUGCCUACAUCCUUGUCCUUUUUCAUGACAUUGUGGUGGGCACCGAGGCGCUUCACACCAAAACGGGAAGGAUCCACACCGACUUGAAGCCGGCGAACGUUAUGGUGAACUGCCAGCAGGAUCAUGGGGGCACCAAGUGCUUUGCAGCCGUCAUUGACCUGGGCCUUGCAUGUACGAUGAAGGUGAACGGUUGCCAUGUCGGCGGUACGCCGGUGUAUAUGCCACCCGAAGUUUGGAACCAGGAUGUGAGGGCGUUGUAUCUUGCCUCGAGGGACGUAUGGGCCCUGGGCGUGAUCCUCUAUCAGCUGGUCUACAACAAGAAUCCUCCCUUCUUCUCAAAUCCGCAGUUCAUGGUCCACCGUUACGAUCCUUCCACGGACCCCACGAUCCGCGGAACCAAGAAGGUCGACACUCUUAUUAUGCAGAUGCUGGCCCAUGACUACCGAAAGCGGCCCUCCAUGGCGUCAAUCCGGAAGGAAUUGGAGCGCCUGGUUGCGGAGACGGCUGCUCCGAACGGAGGAGGCAAAGAAAAGCUGAAAUUUCAGAUGGGGGACGCAGUCGAGUACUUCAGCCCAUCCUACAAUCAAUGGCUGCCCGCCAAGGUGAUUGCGGUCAAAGGCGACCUGUACGACUUGAACAUCCGACCGGACGUGGCCGCAGAUGCGCUCCGAGCGGCACUCCCUCAGCCUCACGGCCUUUCACUGGUGGAGGUGAGCGAACAGCGAGAGGAGAGGCGGGCCUACACGCAGAAGUACGAGCGAGGGGAUCUCGUCCAAUGGUGGAGCACCAGGUACAAAAUGUGGAUGGAUGCCAAAGUCAUGGUUGCUAGGUCUGAUGGGACUUAUAUGUUGGACGUCACACGCGUUGCCACGGAGGAUGUGAUGCGCAAGCCUCAGGAGGGAGAUCGUUACACACCCCCAGGACCUCCGUUAGCCCAGGAGCAGGACUUGGCUCCAGCUCCUCCAGCUCAGCACAAGUUUGCUGUUGGAGAUGAUGUCGAAGUCAAGACCAUGCACAACGGGUGGAUUCCCGACAUGGUGAUGAAGCUUAAUCCUGAUGGCACCUACGACUUGAUAACACAAAGAGGUGUGCCUCUUGAGAGGCUUCGUCCCCUAUCGAAGCCGGUUCAGCUUGACGAGCCGGUGGCUGAGCCGGAGGCUGAACCGAUCGUGGACCACAAAUUCAAAGUCGGCGACAAGGUCCAGUAUAUGAGCAUAACAAAGCGAGAAUGGCUUCCCGCAAUUGUUCUCAAGCUCAAAGGCUUUCACCAGUACGACCUGGACAUCAAAGUGGAUGCGGAGGAGUACAAGAUGCGCUAUCCUCCUCAUGAUAAUCAUGAGCAUGCCCAGGAAGAUGCAGUGCAAGCCGAGGAGAAGGAAGAGCAUGCCCAGGAAGAUGCGGUGCAAGCCCAGGAGAGGGAAUUGGAUGUUCCUGUCGAGGUGCAGAUGCUUCGCUCGAAUGCAGUCCAGCGUGGUGCAGCCUUGAAACUACCUUCCUGUCUCUAA